Messenger RNA from Nothobranchius furzeri (turquoise killifish), 2699 nucleotides. RefSeq names its product carboxypeptidase Q. Gene Ontology annotation, biological process: proteolysis; peptide catabolic process. NCBI's taxonomy places the organism in Eukaryota, Metazoa, Chordata, Actinopteri, Cyprinodontiformes, Nothobranchiidae. The record is from RefSeq and is a predicted model, not a curated record. Gene Ontology annotation, molecular function: metallodipeptidase activity.
UGUGAAAAUACACAUACCGGAAGUUACGUUUAUUAUCAAGAAUAAUACGGAAACGGAGUUUAAACCCGUGACUUUUAUGGUUGUUUUUAAUGGUUUAGUAGAGCAUCACAGCGGGAUAAUAACAGACACGGACUCCUGCUGAACGAUGGAUGGGGAGGGAAGACUGGCCUUCCUCCUCCUCCUCUUCAUGUUUAGCUUGCUGUCACGUGUGUCUGACAGUCAUCCUCACUCAUUUGCCAUCAGAGCUGCGUCUAAUGAAACUGUAAAGAGAGCUUCAGACACGGUGGCGGAGGUAGCAGCGUACGCUGAUGUGGCCAAACGCAUCAUUGAGCUGGCUGUGUUUGGAGCUGCUCAGAACCGCUCCUAUAAACGUCUGGCUGACUUUGCCGACACCAUCGGGAGCCGAGUCAGUGGCUCGCCGAACCUGGAUAUGGCCAUUAAAUACAUGUUCAGUGUCAUGAAGCAGGAUGGGUUGGACGUGCACCUGGAACCAGUGAAGAUCCCACACUGGGUUAGAGGGACGGAGAGCGCAGAGAUGAUAGAGCCCCGGGUUAAGAACCUGGCUGUACUGGGACUGGGCAGCAGCGUGGGAACUCCUCCUGAGGGUAUUGAGGCAGAGGUUCUGGUGGUUCAGUCUUUUGAGGAACUGAAGUGUAGAGCCAGUGAGGCCACAGGGAAGAUCGUGGUUUUCAACCAGCCUUUCAUCAGCUAUGGAGAAACGGUGGCUUACCGGGCUUACGGGGCUUCAGAAGCGGCUAAACUGGGAGCUGUGGCCACUCUCAUUCGAUCUGUCACUCCGUACUCUAUUAACAGUCCCCACACAGGUUGGCAGGACUACCAAGAUGGAGUGAAGCGCAUCCCCACAGCCUGCAUCACUGUGGAGGACGCUGAGCUGAUGUGGCGUUUCUCCCAGAGGAAACAGAAGAUUGUAGUCAGACUCAAGAUGGGAGCCAAGACUCUGCCGGAUGCUGACUCUUUUAACACGGUGGCUGAGAUAAGAGGCUGGCAGCACCCUGAGCAGGUCGUCUUACUGAGCGGACAUUUGGAUAGCUGGGAUGUGGGCCAGGGUGCGAUGGAUGAUGGAGGCGGAGCCAUGAUCUCCUGGGAGGCCCUGUCACUCAUCAAGGACCUAGGUCUGCGCCCAAGAAGAACCUUGCGGACGGUGCUGUGGACAGCUGAGGAGCAGGGUGGAGUCGGAGCUCAGCAGUACUUUAAUCUACAUAAGGUGAACAUGUCCAACUUUGACCUUGUUAUGGAGUCUGAUCUGGGGACGUUCUCCCCCGUUGGGCUGCGGUUUACUGGCAGUGACGCAGCACAAAAGGUGAUGGAAGAAGUUGUCAAACUUUUAGCUCCCAUUAAUACAACCAAACUGGAGCUGAAUGGCGAGGGGACGGACAUCUCACCGUGGAUGCAGGCAGGCGUACCAGGUGCCAGCCUCCAUGUGGCAGACAGUCGUUACUUUUGGUUCCACCACAGUGAGGGGGACACCAUGACAGUGCAGAACCCUCGGGACAUGGACCUCUGCUCGGCAUUGUGGGCCGUGGUUGCCUACGUGGUGGCAGACCUGCAGGACAUGCUGCCAAGGUAGCAUGUGAACGUCCAUCUGAUCUCAGCACCUGAACAAAUCAAAAAUUUUGUUACACUGACUUUGAUUUGUAUGUAAAAUUUGAAUGUGAAGAUCAAAGCAGAAGGUGACAUGUCUGAAUUUGCUUUUAAUCUGAAGAAUCCAAAGUAAUUUUCAUGAUGAAAGGGGGUGAAGGCAUUUAAAAGGCCUGUUUGGUGAAUUUAUUAAGUGGAUUUUCUAAUAUAUUUUUAAACUUUUAUCUCAAAGCCCCGGUGUGUAAAAAUAUUCGACUCCUUAGCGCUACACAGUCCAGAGUAGGUAUUGCAGCUACAGUAGCCCACAUGUGUCAAAAGGCCAUGUGGAAACACCGCUCACCAGUUUCAAUCGUUAGCAAGUUUUAUUUCCUGUUUCCGCUGUUUCCUUCAGUGUCUCCGGGAUUAGAGAGCCCUCUGUCCGUGUCCGGUGAAUAUAUUUUUAGAACGGGCCGAUCAGUCAUUAGCAGCAGCUGCUGUCUUCUCGUUCCAGUGCUGCUGCUUCUGCCGUGCGUAGCAAAACUGCCACGUCUAACGUGUCGAACGCUUCUGUGGCGUCACUCGUCUCCCUCUCCCUCUCAGCUGUGCCCACCGCCACAGUUAUAAACGACUUCCAGUUUUCAAUCCAGCGAUCAUUGCAGUGCAGGGUAAACAAUCCAAGGGGAAGGAGCAGAAUUUCCCCAAACCAACAAGGCUGCCAUGGAGAGAACCGGCGCCAACCCCUCGCAAUGUUCAGAGGGAGGAGAACUUUCAUGUUAAAGCGCAAACUUGAAAUCAAGAGCAUUAUAUCUUGUAUGUCUCUAAACAGCUACGGUAUUUCGAGACAGUGCAUGUAUGGAGCGUCUGCCACAGUUUAUGUAUGUAAAAAGGUAAAAUUUCAAGCUAAUAGGAAAAUUUAGAAUAGAUGUUAGUGAACAUGAUACUCAGAAUUUGAUGGUAAGCAAGUAAAAAAUUACACACUGUGGCUUUAAAUCCAAUACUGGUUCUUUAGUUCUGAGUCACAGACUUGAGCUUGGACUAUUACAGAUUUUCUCAGGUAUUGUAACAUAUAUUGGGCUUCAGAAUGUUUGGUGACCGAAAAACAUUAAAGAUCUGAAAGAUAA